Messenger RNA from Meriones unguiculatus (Mongolian gerbil), 4463 nucleotides. It is a transcript of the gene Tcof1, whose product is annotated as treacle ribosome biogenesis factor 1. Gene Ontology annotation, molecular function: protein binding. NCBI's taxonomy places the organism in Eukaryota, Metazoa, Chordata, Mammalia, Rodentia, Muridae. The record is from RefSeq and is a predicted model, not a curated record. The coding region runs from base 108 to 4025 and encodes 1305 amino acids. The transcript is spliced from 26 exons.
CGGGUGACGCAGGAACGGAAGUGAGGAACAUGAGGUUCUAGGGCGCGAGGGAAGAGGGUUGCGGGCCGAGGGGGCGUGCACGUGAAUAAGUUGGCCGGAUCUCUGGCAUGGCCGAGGCCAGGAAGCGGCGGGAGCUGCUUCCCCUCAUUUACCAUCAUCUGCUGCAGGCCGGCUACGUCCGCGCGGCGCGGGAAGUGAAGGAGCAGAGCGGCCAGAAGAGUUUCCUGACUCAGCCCAUCACCCUUCUGGACAUCUAUACGCACUGGCAACAGACCUCAGAUCUUGGCCAGAAGCAGAAGGCAAAGGAUGAUGUCACACUGCAAGCCAAGAAGUCCCGGGUGUCAGACCCCAUUAGCAGCUCGGAGAGCUCGGAGGAGAAGGAGGAAGAAGAGGCAGAAACUGCCAAAGCCACCCCAACACCAACAUCUGUCAGUUCUUCAGCCAGGGCUGCAAAUUUGCCAUCAAGCAUGAAAGAAAAGGCAAAGACCAAGACGGCCAACAAGAUGGUGAACUCUGUGAAGCAGCCUGCAUCAGCAAAGGCAGUGGUCCACCUGCUCUCUGGGAACUCACCCAAGAAGUCGGUAGAGCCCUCAGCAAGCACAGUCUUGGCCUCAGAAACUGAGGAGGAAGGCAGUGCCCAAGUCCUCGGAGCCACUGCCAAGCCUGGAAUGGUGUCAACGGGCCAGGUCAGCAGUUCCAGUGAGGAUACCUCCAGCUCAAGUGAUGAGACAGAUGUAGAGGUGAAACCCUCAGUAAAACCAGCCCAGGCCAAAACUUCUCCAGCCCCCGCCAAGGAGCCUCCAGCAAGAACAGCCCCAGGCCCCACCAAGUUAGGGAAUGUGACACCCGUGCUCCAAAAAGGAGCACCUACUACCCCAGGGAGGGCAGCACAGGCGGAAGAGUCUGAGAGCAGUGAGGAGGACUCUGAGGAUGAAGACGAGCCCUCUGCUGGGACGCCCCCCCAGGCAAAGGCCCCUGAAAAAGUUCUUCAUGCCAGAACUGCCUUAGUUUCUGCCAAGGGUAUCUCUGGGAAAGGGCCUAUCUCGGCAUCACCAAGGAAGACUGGGCCCGUAGCCACCCAGACCAAGGCAGGAAGGCCAGAGAAGGAUGUAGAGAGCAGCAGCGAGGACGAUUCGGACAGUGAGGAUAACGUGCCAGUUGCUGUGACCACUCCUCAGGCAAGGCCUUCGGUGAAGAACCUUCAUGUCAAAAGUACCUCAGCCCCUGGCAAGGAGUCCUCCCAGAAAGGGGCUACCCCCGUUACUUCUGGGAAGGCAGGGCCUGUGGCAGCCCAGGCCCAGGCAGGGAAGCCUGAGGACUCAGACAGCAGCAGUGAGGAGUCAGAAAGUGAUAAUGGGAAGAUGCCAGCAGCUGUGACCCUAACCCCAAAUCCUGCCAAGGUGAAACCUGUGGGUUCACAGGUCAGACCUGCUUCCACUGUCAGCCUGGGGUCAUCAGGAAAAGGCGCCGCCCACCGAGCAUGCCCUGUGACAGCAGGGUCAGGAGCUCCCAGGGUCCAAACUGGAAAGGUAGAAGAGGACUCAGAGAGCAGUGAGGAGUCGGACAGUGACGGGACUGUGACCCCAACCAAGGCAAAGCCCUCAGGGACAAGGGCUACCCCUACACUCCCUCAGAAGGCAGGGCCUGUGGCCAGCCAGGUCAAGGUUGAAAAGAGCAAAGAGGACUCAGAGAGCAGUGGGGAGUCGACGGACAGCCAAGAGGCAGCACCGGCAGCUACAGCACAGGCCAAACAAGCUCUGGAAAAGCAGAUGAAGGCUUCCCCUAGGAAAGGCACUGCCAACAUCCCUGCAUCCGCCACGGGAGGGAAGUCUGUGGGGAAGGGCCUCCAAGGGAAAGCUGCCUUGGGACAAAAGAUGUCCCCAGUGCGCCCUGGGAGGACAGAGCCCUCAGUUGCCCAGGCCAGAACAACGGCUCAGGAAAACUCAGAGAGCAGUGAGGAGGAAUCCAGCAGUGAGGAUGAGACCCCAGCACAGGCCAUGCCGAUUGGGAAACAUCCCCCGGCUAAAGCCAACCCACCGCCCACUAAGGCAUCUCCAGCCAAAGGGCCAGUAUCUGUAUCUGGAAAAGUGACCACUAUAGCUGCUCCAGCCAAGGGAAAACCACCUGUGAGUACUGUUCAGAAAAGCGCCAUCUCUGCAAAGGACCAGCAGUCUGUGCUGGCCACGGGAAAAGCAGGGGCCGUAGCAAUCCGAGCACAGACAGCCCCCAUGGCUGGAGCAGGGAAGGACUCAGACAGCAGCAGUGAAGAGGAGUCUGACAGUGAAGAAGAGACACCAGCCCAGAUAAAAGCUGUGGGGAAGACCUCUCAUGUCAGAGCUGCCUUAGCCCCUGCCAAGGAGCCCCUUGGAAAAGCAGCACAUCCAGGAACCCCCAGGAAGACAGGGCCUGCAGCUAUCCAGACCCAGACAGGGAAGACGGAGGAAUCAGAAAGCAGUAGUGAGGAAUCCGACAGUGAUGGGGAGAUGCCAUCAGCCCAGGAUGGUGCCUCCCAAGCUGCCAGAAGCAAAGCCUCAGCCCCAGCACCCCCAGAGAAGAGUGUGGAAGAGUCCUCAGAGAGCAGUGAUGAGGAGGAGCUGCCCUCCGGCCAGGUGAUCAAAUCCUCUCUGAUUUCUGCCAACCCUAAUCGUCCAGCUGGCCCAGCUCCUACCCCCGACCAAGCACAGGCUGUAAACACUUCAAGGAAGGCCCAGGCCUCAGGUGCCGAUGCCCAGAGCUCCUCCUCUGAGAGCGAGGAUGACAACGUGAUUCCUGCCACACAACCCUUCACUCCUGCCAUCAGGACCAUUGUGACUGUGCCCACAGCCCUCCCUCAGACAGCCCCCCAACCCAACAAGAGUGAGCAGUCUAGUCGGAUGCCAAAAGGCAAGAAACCAAAGGCAGCAUCCACUCAGAUCAGUAGUGCUGUGGAAGCACUCCCUGUGUCACCUCCCCAGAGCACAACUGCCCAGUCCAAAGCAACCAACAAGCUCAGAAAACCCAAACUUCCUGAGAAGCAGCAGCUUACUCCAGGCUGCUCCAAAGCCCCCAGGAGCUCAGAUGACAGCAGUGACACCUCUUCAGAGAGUGAGGAGGAUGCCAAGAGACCCAAGAUGGCCAAGUCAGCCCCCAGACUGGACCCAGACCCUUCCCAGAAGGAAACUGUGGUGGAGGAGACACCUGCUGAAUCCAGCGAAGAUGAGUUGGUGGCUCCCUCACAGUCUCUCCUCUCAGGUUAUGUGACCUCCAGGUUGCCUGUGACUAAUUCCCAGCCCUCAAAAGCCACUUCUAAGCCAGACUCCAAACCCUUAGUUUCCUCUGCUCCAGCCACCAAAGAUAACCCAGAUGGCAAGCAGAAAGCAAAAUCCCAACACUUGGCAGACACCACACUUCCUAAAACCGGUAGAAAAGAAGAGUCCUCGCACCCCACGCCUCAGAAGCCCAAGAAACCUAAGAAAAGCACCUUAAGCUUGAUAGCUCCCACACAGACGCCACAAAACAGCAUUACCCAGCGCCUCCUGGAGCAGUCGUGGCCCCUGAGUGAGGCGCAGGUGCAGGCCUCUGUGGUGAAGGUCCUGACAGAACUACUGGAGCAGGAAAGGCAGAAGGCCUCCGAAGCCAUCAAGGAGAGCGGGAAAAAAGGCAAGAAAAGGAAGCUGUCGGGGGACCAGCUAGCAGCUGGUCUCCCAAAGGGCUCGAAGAAAAAGAAGAAGAAGCUAGAUGCUGGAGCAAGUGCCAUUUCCCUAGAAAAUACCUCCAGGACUUCCAAGGCAAAAUCAAAGGUAGACAAAGCAAGUACUGGUGGCAAGGGCAAAGAGGAGAAGCCCGAAAGCGAGCUGAGGAUAAAGGUUGAGAGUGGGGAGCAGAGCAACUCAAAGAGCAAGAAGGAAAAGAAGUCCAGUAAGAAAAAAAAAGACAAGGAAAAAAAGGAAAAGAAAAAAGGAAAGAAGACCUCAGGCAAAGACUCUGACUUACUAGACCAGAAGAAGAAGAAGAAGAAGAAGAAGACAGCUGAGCCUGCUGUGUGAGAGCCUGAACAUUGAAAAGAGUCUUGGCAGAGUGUGACCACCUCCAGGCCCCUGGCCUCUGGCCAGCGUGGGUUGAGACUGGACCUUUUAACUUGUCCUCCCUCAACAGAAGAUAAUGGCCAGCUCCAGCGUGUGCUGCUGGCUAAGCCAGUGACCCUGCAGGGAGGUGGCAGUCCCAGGAGGAGGCGGAAUGAAACACCCCCCUCCCAGUGCUUCAUGAGAUGUGUACAGUAUAUAUAUUUUUUUAAGUGACCUGCCUCUCCCCCUUCAAAUCCUACAUGCCCAGAGGCCGCGGGACCUCUCCGCAAUCCCCUGCAGACCCAGCAACGUCCUGCUUGUGGUUCAUCCCAUACCCUUAUCCAGAGGCCCUAUCAGUUUUCCAGCUGUUUUUGGGUUUGGUUUUUUUAAGAACUCAAAAUAAAACACUUUCAAUGUGAA